Molecule: messenger RNA, 844 nt
Organism: Lates calcarifer (barramundi perch)
Lineage: Eukaryota; Metazoa; Chordata; Actinopteri; Centropomidae
Exons: 13
Coding region: 31-708 (225 amino acids)
Source: RefSeq, a predicted model, not a curated record
GAGCAUGUCUAUACAUGCCACAGAGCAUGAAUGGAUGUUAAUUGCACCAUGCAGUGCACCUGUGUGGAAAACUUGCUUGAUGUUUUUAAACUGGUCAUUCUUAAUUUACUUUGUCGUUAUUUUUUUCAGCCAGAUUUCUGGCAGGAUGAAAAGUUUCCACCUGCACAUGGACCCAGGCUGGAUGUAGACCCAAAGCGUGGUGAUAAUGAGCAGUCGGUGACACAACCCCAGGAGGAUGGAGAUGGAGGGUCAGGCGGAGACUUCCCAGAGGAGGACUCUGAACAUCCAUCAUGGGCUCCUGAUUUCAUGCCUGAUGAGCCUGGAGUACCUCAUUCCAGGCCUGGCAAGCAGAUGAGGAGACACAGAGGACCUCCAAGGCGCAGGUGGCUCAACAGGAAGAACCCUGGUGUAAUGGACAAAGUUGUAUUUACCCCUACGUUCAAGGCUGACAAUGUGACAUUUCAGAACACCACCACCAUCUCCCUGAAGGAGGGUGAGAACAUAUUUCUGAUGUCAAGGCAUGGUAGAGGAGGACCUCACCAUCACAGGAGAGGAAAACAUGGGCCUCCAGAGAAUGUGCAAUAUGUGAAGCUCAUCUACAACACCACAGAGCCGAACAAAGUAUCGAUAGAGUAUGGGGUUUUGAAACCAGUGAACCUCAGUGAGCUUGCUGGAGGAGAUGACAAUUCAGAAAACGCUGACUGGUAAAAGGAAGAAACUAACAGCUCUGAGGAGAUUAUGGCUCAGUUUUUUGUGGUAUACUCUGAGAAAUCAUUCAUGUAAUACCUUAUUAUUCCUGUAAACCCAAAUUUCUGUGUACUACAAUAAAAUUCGGUAACAAUUA